Messenger RNA from Dendroctonus ponderosae (mountain pine beetle), 1430 nucleotides. RefSeq lists its product as uncharacterized. Lineage: Eukaryota; Metazoa; Arthropoda; Insecta; Coleoptera; Curculionidae. The record is from RefSeq and is a predicted model, not a curated record.
ACUUGUUUCACGCAAGUAUCGGUAUGGCCUAGAGUUAUUGACUUUGGGGAAAUCGAUGUUUGCAUGGUAUCAGAAGUGAAGAAAAUUACCAUUACAAAUUCGGGAACUAAACAAGCUACUUACUCCACUGAUCUUGGCAGAAAUCCGUUACAAAUCAUUGUCAAGCCAAUGAAAGGAACAGUUCAGCCUGGAGAAUCAAAGCAAAUAGCAGUAGAGGUAUUCGGUACUUGCGAAGGAGAAUUCAAUCAAGAAUUUUGGAUCAAAACUGAGCCCCUUCAAAGGGUUCACAUUCAGGGACAUUUCAUUGAGCCAGGAUUGAAAGUGGACUAUCCAUUAGCCAACCGAAAUAUUUUAGUUCUCACUUUUCCCAAAACUUUCGUUGGGGUGCAACAGGAUCGAAAUGUUGUCAUUAAGAAUUACAGCUCUACUUCCACAGUAUUUUGUGUAAUUGGUAUCACUAGAGACGACGAACACCUUCCAUUUAAUGAUCUUUCUGGAAAAGAUAUAAACUUUAAACAGUUUGCCAUCCAUCCAGUGGAAGGCCGAUUACAUAAGGAUCAAAAAUAUAUUAUGACAAUUACCUACAGCCCCCAAAAAGCUGAAAAUAAACCCAAUUUUCAUAUCUGUCGAGUAAUUGUAGCAGUUAUGAAGUGCAGAGCUGAUGGUAAUCCGUGCAGAGUUCAAAGGCGUCUGCUAUACGAGAGUGGAAGUGCCGCUCAAGGUGCAUAUGUAUCAGAUAGUGUUUCUGUAUCUUCCAUUGUUACAAAUGCAACAGACAAGCCGCAGGAAAUUACGCUUAUUCCGAAUGAUAGUGUGAACAUUUUACUUUAUGGAGAAGUUGAACUGCCAAAAGUAUCAAUUCGCCCUGAAAAGUUCUACUUAAAGGAUUUAAAAGUGUACGAAACCCAUGAAGAAAUUUUAGAAAUUUUUAAUAACUCCAAAACACUCCCUUUGGUGAUGAAGUACAAGAAGGCUCCCAGUGUUGAACUAGAGCCGAAAACUAUCUAUUUGCCUCCCAGAGAACCGGUAGAAGUUUCUCUGAAGGUCAGGCCUACCAAAAUGGGCGAUGCAUUAGCAAAAGUGAAACUAGAAGUUUUCUUCCAACAAGGAAAUAAUUUGGUGAAAGUUAAAACCAUUCACUUCGACAUUGUAUAUUCGGGAGAUUAUACGGAAGAUCGCAUGAUGCUUAGGAGGAAAAAGCCCUAUUUCCUACCGGGAAUAACUCCAGUGAACCAUAAUGAGGUUGGUUAUUUGGUGGAUGAUGUAAAAUUUAGUUCAAAAAUCGACAAACCCAAUGUUGCAAUGUUGGACGCGGCACAUCUGGAUUGCAACAAACAUAACGAUGCUCUAAUAGCAUUUCCUAAUGAUAAGCCAAGAGUCUUGAAACCGUGGAGGAAUACUGUACCGUAAGUAGUACGCCCCAUCCAUGG